This is a messenger RNA of Zingiber officinale, 1617 nucleotides long. RefSeq names its product pectinesterase-like. The record is from RefSeq and is a predicted model, not a curated record. Gene Ontology annotation, biological process: cell wall modification. Gene Ontology annotation, molecular function: pectinesterase activity; pectinesterase inhibitor activity. Lineage: Eukaryota; Viridiplantae; Streptophyta; Magnoliopsida; Zingiberales; Zingiberaceae. Bases 53 to 1546 code for a protein of 497 amino acids. The transcript is spliced from 2 exons.
GUCCACGUCCAUCAAAGCCCUCUGCCUCCGGACCGAUUACAACGAUGUCUGCAUGCGCACCGUCGGAACUGCCGUCAACUCCUCUGCCUCCGACCCCAAGGAGUUCGUCCAGGCCGCGCUCCAGGCCGCCGUGGAUGAGAUCAACGGGGCCUUCAACCUCACCGAGAAAGUCGGCGCCGGCGCCAAGGACGAGUUCAACAAGAACGCCUUCGCCGACUGCAAGUCGCUGCUGGAGUACGCCACCGAGGAGCUGCAGGCCGCCAUGACGGAGUCGCACGACGUCGGCAACCUGGCGAGCCGCGCCGACGACAUCAAGAGCUGGCUGUCCGCCGUCAUCACCUACCAGGAGACCUGCAUCGACGGCAUCACGCAGCCGGAGCUGCAGGAACCGAUGAGGAACGGCAUGCAGACGGCGGCGCAGGUCACCAGCAACGCCAUCGCAUUCGUCGACGCCCUCAGCUCCCUGCUCCAGAGCUUCAACAUCGACAUCAACAUGACGAGCCCGGGGCGGCGGCUUCUGGAGGAAGACGGCAAGUACCCAUCAUGGCUCUCGCCGCACGACAGGAAGUUGAUGGCCGUACAGUCGAGAGGGCAACUGACGCCCAACGCGGUGGUGGCGAAGGACGGCAGCGGAAACUUCAAGACCAUAACCGAUGCGCUCAACGCCAUGCCGAAGAAGAACUCCGCCAGGUACGUGAUCUACGUGAAGGCAGGCAUCUACAAGGAGUACGUCAUGGUCACCAAGGACAUGAACCAAAUCUUCAUGUACGGAGAUGGCCCUAGAAAGACCGUUGUCACCGGGAGCAAGAACUUCGUCGACGGCGUCGGCACUAUGAACACGGCCACAUUCGCUGUCGUGGGACAGGGCUUCAUCGCCAAGUCCAUGGGAUUCAGCAACACAGCCGGAGCCAUCAAGCACCAAGCGGUGGCGCUCCGCGUGCAGGCCGACAUGGCCGCCUUCUUCAACUGCCGGAUGGACGGCUUCCAGGACACGCUGUACGUGCACGCCCACCGUCAAUUCUACCGCAACUGCGUCAUCUCCGGCACCAUCGACUUCAUCUUCGGCGACUCCGCCGCCGUCUUCCAGAACUGCCUCAUCGUCGUGCGCCGCUGUAUGGACAACCAGCAGAACACCGUCACGGCUCACGGCCGCACCGAGGCCAAGGAAGCCACCGGCCUCGUCAUCCAGAACUGCCGCAUCGUCCCCGACCAGCAGCUCUUCCCAGACCGCCUCAAGAUCCCCAGCUACCUCGGUCGCCCAUGGAAGGCCUACUCCUUCACCCUCGUCAUGGAGUCCACCAUCGGCGACCUUAUCCGCCCUGAAGGCUGGAUGCCGUGGGACGGCAACCUGUACCUUAACACUCUGUACUACGCCGAGUAUGGCAACCGCGGCCCCGGCGCCGGCACCAGCGGCCGCGUCAAAUGGAAAGGAUUCCAUGUCAUUGACAAGAAAACCGCACAACAGUUCACCGUCGAACCCUUCAUCCAAGGCAGCCAAUGGAUCAAGUACACAGGCAUUACUUACUUGCCCGGCCUCAAAUACUGAGCUCAAAUUACUACACUAAUGGAAAGCCAGAAGAGAGAAGAGGAAGCUAGUUACUUUCUAUUGAUCUGAAG